UACCUUAGUCGGGCCCAACCCGAGCGCGUUUGUUGCCACCCACCGACUCCUCCCCGCCCCUCGGCAUGGAGGACCGGGGGGGCGGCUUGAAAGAGCAGGGGAAGCCGUACGAGGAAGAAGGCGGCGAAGUCGAGGAGAGGGCUGCGGCAACUGCAGGAGACGCAGAGGCAGCAGCGGCCGUUGACGAUAACCAGCCAGGAGGCGACAAAAAGGCGGCGAAGCAGGAGGUGGAAGCGGUGGUGGAGCUUGAUUCGGACUGGACCUUCAUCGACAUGGAGAUGGUCUCGCUGCACGAUCUGCCCACCGCGCUGAUCGCCUGCAACCUACCGUUGGCCGUCUUCUUCGUCGAUGGCCCGUGCAGGGCCAGAUUUGAAGCUCUGUUUAGAACGUAUGACAAAGAUGUCACCUUUCAGUAUUUUAAGAGUUUUAAAAGAAUAAGGCUGAACUUCAGCAAUCCUUUGUCAGCAGCUGAUGUUAAAAUUCGGUUACACAAGACAGAAUUUCUUGGAAAGGAAAUGAAACUAUAUUUUGCUCAGAGUUUGCAUAUUGGAAAUACACAUUUAGCACCACCCGAUCCAGAGAAACAGUUCCUGAUUUCUCCUCCAUCUUCUCCCCCUGUUGGUUGGGAACAAGCAGAUGAUGCUACACCAGCCAUUAAUUAUGAUCUUUUAUGUGCGAUCUCCAAAUUAGGACCAGGGGACCAUUAUGAACUUCAUGCUGCAACUGAAACUACUCCUAGCGUGGUGGUCCAUGUAUGUGAAACUGAUGAGGAACUUGAGGCAGAAGAAACAACAGAAGUAGUCAAGAAACCAAAGCCAAAAAUUAUUCAUACUAGGCGGCCUGACUAUACUCCAACUUAUCAGAGUUGAACUAUAUAAAGUUCUCAGUUCCAAACUGACAUGCUCCCAGGAGACUUUGAAGAGAUGGCAGGUCACAAAUUUGAUGACGCUAGAGGUGGAAGCAGAAAUUCUUACGGGAAAGGGAAGCUAUCAUUUGUUUGUUUAAUGGCUCAUGAGACAGAUUCCAGUACGAAUUUCCUGAAUGGUUGUCUUGGAGACUAAUCAAACUGGGGCAUUGGGAGCAGAAAUAUAUACUUUGUAUUUAGGGAGAUAUUCAGAUACUCUAGAUAUCUGUUACAAAGCACGAUGCCUUCCCUGUUUAUGUAUACAUCCUGUGAUAAAUUCCUCUAAUUCAUGAGACAGUGUUGUUGUAUUUCUAAAAUACAGUCACUAGUGAACACAUUGGAAUCAAUGAGUCAUACAAAUAAGUGUGUUAGGAAUUUCAGCUGUCAUAUAGCAUCUGGAAAUACAGCAGAAGUUUAAAACAUGAAGUAAUAAAUUGUUAGUCAUUUUUCAUACUAGAUUUUGUGCAUGCAUAUAGAUCUUAGAAAGUAAACUUGUUCAACUUGAUCUGUACUUUUAAUUUACAUUGUAAAAAAAUUAUCUGAAAUUUUCAUCUUUCUUUCUGGAUUGUUUCUAUUGGCAUUCAUUUUUCAGCAGGGACAGACUUUCAGUAAAACACUUUUAAGCUUAGUGAAAUAAUCUUUCUUAAUGUUAACUGCCAUUGUAUGUUUUUUGUAGAAAAUGUAUAAAAUAUCUGUGCAUAUUUUCAGUGGACGAAUUACUUUAAAUUAUUCUAAAGACAAUUAUUUAUAUUGGUUUAAGGUAUCUUGACUUCUUUAUUGACCAGAAGUAAAAGAAAUUGCAAAUACUGUUACAGUUCUCAACUGUUGAGAGAAUAAAAGCUGUGUUGUCCUAGUCACAAAUGUA
Molecule: messenger RNA, 1769 nt
Organism: Candoia aspera
Lineage: Eukaryota; Metazoa; Chordata; Lepidosauria; Squamata; Candoiidae
Gene: RCAN1
Product: regulator of calcineurin 1
Exons: 4
Coding region: 66-869 (267 amino acids)
Biological process (GO): calcium-mediated signaling
Cellular component (GO): nucleus; cytoplasm
Molecular function (GO): nucleic acid binding; calcium-dependent protein serine/threonine phosphatase regulator activity
Source: RefSeq, a predicted model, not a curated record